This is a messenger RNA of Psilocybe cubensis, 855 nucleotides long. RefSeq lists its product as uncharacterized. The transcript is spliced from 10 exons. The record is from RefSeq and is a predicted model, not a curated record. Lineage: Eukaryota; Fungi; Basidiomycota; Agaricomycetes; Agaricales; Agrocybaceae. The coding region runs from base 1 to 855 and encodes 284 amino acids.
AUGGAUUACAGACCACCACCUCCAGACGGAACCUACGACCGAUUGUGGUAUCAUAUUGGCUUUCUCCGCAAUGCUCCUAUAUACAACGAUAAUGGUGCAUCGAAAGUUGGAACUUUCUCGAUAAUAGUUGGAGCAUUAUACCUCGCUGUCUUUGGUAUUGAGGCAUUUGGAAUUUUUGCUGCAUACUCACAAAAAAUCCCAAUGGUUCGCAUGUAUGCCUACCUAUCAGCUCUCGUCACGUUGAUCGUCAUGGUUGCUGGUAUGAUCCAAAUCGUCAUUCACUUUACCCUCAAGAGUGAAAUCAUCAACGUUUGUACCAAUUUCAAUGAGGGAGACACUGUCUUCUACGGGAGCAUCUUCGGACCUGUCCGUAGUGGUACUCUUACCAGAGAAGAUGCCCAGAACUGGUGCAACAGGUCCUGGAACCGUGGUUCCUGGUCCAACAUCCUCUCAUUCCUGCUGGUAUCUGCGAUUGCUGGCUUCUUCACGGUCGUUGUGUUCAGCUACUUGCGCCAAGUUCUUGACCCCGCACACCCAGCCAAUGUCGUUCGCGAACCAGCUACAUACCGCACGGGCAACUACCCUACGCACUACAACCCCCCUUACAACCCCAAUGCACCUGGAUAUUACCCCUCGUACCCAGCUCCCGCCGGCCCGCCACCGAACUUCAACAAUAACGACGCAUUUGUACCUCCUUAUGAGAAUGACAAUAAGCCGCCUGGUUAUGUCCGCGGAGAGAAUUUCAAAGGCGAACUUGCGGAGCAACAGAAGGGCACUGGUGGUUAUCAGUGGACGUUGGAGGGACCCAGCGAGAGAGACGUGACGAGCCAACCGACACCUAAUCCUUUCAGAUAA